AGACUGGGGAAAAAAUUGAAAGAACUCAGCCUCUAAAUGUGAGUGCAAGUGUAUUUGAUUGUCAAGAUGCUUUGCCCUCACGAGUGAUUAAAAAAAAACGGACGACCGCGAAGUGGGAGUCCGAUUUUUAAUCACGAGUUAAUCUACUCAAUCAAAACUAUAACAAAAUUCUCGAACGUGAUUGGUUAUCACCAGUCCGAUUUGAGCACCAAUGGGACAGAAAUUGCGCCUAAUACAGGCGCCAAUGCGACUAAAUUUUUCACUUUGGCGACCAAAUCCUGAAAAUUAGUCGCCAAAUUGGCGACUAGAACGUUUCAUCACAACCUUACCAAGAGAUAUAGUGAAUUAAAAAGAUUUGCAAAGACAAAUCCGCGGCAAACUUCCUCGUUAAGUUUGUUUCCAAAACGCAGCACAUGCAUCUCGAUCGAUAACUAGACGCCAUCUUGGAUUUAGGUGAGCUUAAACGUUGCAUAUCAUCCAUCCUCGUGUCUACUUUGUAGCAACUUAAAGAUCUUUUCCGUUACUUAAUUUCUAGAACAAUGUCUGAAAAUGGCGACCAACUUUUCUUGAAUUGGCUACCACUUUGAAGAAUUUAGGAGCCAAGUGGCGAUCAGAAAAAAAAAUUAAUUUCACGCCCUGUUUAAUCACUCGUAUGAUUACUGACCGAAUUUGACUCAACUCGGUCCUAUUACCAUUAUUAAUCAGACAGAAUUGGACGACACGAAGUCCUUUUACAAAUUAUAAAAACAACAAUUAAAUGAGAGACAACAGCGCGCGCACAUGACGCGUUCUGUCCACUAACAAAGGCAUGACGUGUUAACUGCCCCUUUAACUGUCCUAUGACACUGUCCAAUUACAAACAUGACGCGAACACUGCCUUAUUAGUGCUCAAAUCGGGCUGGUGAUAACCAAUCACGUUCGAGAAUUUUGAUAUAGUUUAGAUUAGGGUUGUAAUCGGGUAUGGGAGAGGGAAACCUGGUCUAGAGGGGAGUAAGCAAUUCUCCUAGUCACCUGAUGCUACUGAAAUUAACAUAAGCAUAGGCAAGGUUAGACCUGUGCCUCUUGUGCUGACUUUACCUCUAACCCUUUAUCUCACAUGAGUGACCAAGACAGGAUUUCUCCUUACAAUAUCAAUACAAUAUCAAUCAGACAAGUUGUGAGAAUAUUUGUUUUGGAUAUUUUUUCGAUUGAGCAAACCAAAAAAUUCACUACUAUUUGUAUUCCAACAGACUGAAAUUUCCCAAUUUUCGAGAAUUCCACGUUAUUCAGUCGAACAAAGAGAAAGGAGAGGAAGGACGCGCUCAAGCUCUGAGAGAUCUCAUGGCCACAAAAUAUUAGCCUGGAGAUUCUUCAACGCACAGCGUGCGUUUCUCUGAGUUGUGUUCUAUUGAGCACAGUUUUCAUAGUUAUUAAUGAACCAUGCGUUUACUUCUGGGUUUGCCUCAGUGAAGAUAAUAUCCAUAUGAGGGAGGUACACGUCGACAAUUACAAGUAUGAGAAUGAAUCGGCAUUUUUCAUCCAGCUACUGAACAAAACUACUUUUCAGGAGAUCGGUGCAAGAAAGACUGUUACAAUCGAAAAUCCUCUGCUUGACUCGCCGACAGAAGAGGAAGUGGCCAAUGAUGCGAUCCGAGUUGAUGUGAGGCACUCCUAAUCAAGUGCUUUAAAGAAGCUGCAUAACAUCAUCGUUACUCCUAUUGCUGAUCUGAUCGAAGGCAACGAGAUAACAUUCGUUCCUGAGGGGCCAUUUUGCCUUGUACCUUAUCCAGCGUUGCAGGACUCCAACUCAUCAUAUCUAAGUGAAUCUUUCAGAAUUUGUAUGCUUCCCUCUCUGACGACCUUGCAACUAAUUCAUGAUUGUCCAGCUGACUUUCACAUGAAGACUGGUGCAUUGCUUGUCGGCGACCCAUGUUUCAAAGAUAUCCUCUAUCAGGGAAGACGUUUGUUGCAACCUCCAGGAGCAAGGAAAGAAGUGGAGAUGAUCGGACGUAUCCUCAACGUUUUCCCCCUCACUGGAGAAAUAUCAUCAGUGGCGUUAGUUCGCUUUGCAGCGCACGGUAAAUGGAAACUGGAGAAGUUAUCCUGGCGCCAAACACCGCAAGAGAUAACCCUCAGCCGCAAGAGAAAGACUAUCUACUGACGAUGAAAGAUGUCAUGGAAGCUGGGUUGCGAGCACGUCUGGUUGUACUUAGCUGCUGUUACACUGCUCGUGGGGAGGUCAUGGCCGAGGGUGUGGUCUGCAUGGCGCAUUCACUUUUGUAUGCCGGUGCUAGAUCUGUUGUGGUAACCUUGUGGGCGAUUGACGACGAGGAGACCCUGGAGUUCAUUAAUUUCCUUUACGAUGCACUUGCCAAAGGCAAGAAGGCAAGUGAAGCUCUCAAUUAGGCCGUGAAGUUUAUGAAAGAAAUUGAAAAGUUCAAGGAGGUGAUUUACUGGGCACCAUUUGUACUCAUUGGUGAUAACGUCAACCUGGAUUUCAAGGAUAUUUAGAAGUUGCAGUAAGUAAAUACUCUGUUUAUACAUUCUGUUCAAUACAAAGUUACAUUAAAUCAGAAUUACUGCUUAUGUGUGAGCACUGAUACUUUCGUAUCAUUUUCCUUUCAGUUGGGUUACAAAUUUAUUUUUCGCUCCGGCAAAUUGAGAUGCAGUACAACCAAGUAGACACGUUUACGAUGAUAACAUUCUUUUAGGAAACAUGAUAGGAGUAGAACUGCAAAUUUGUUUAGGUAAUCACAUGAUUUUUCUCGUGCAAUUUGGAAUAAAUAAGCACAAGUAAAUUUUUUCAAAGACUAACAAAAUUGCAUGAGCCCGUCCAAGGAACUGUUCAGUCUCUGUCCAAAUCACUUUCGAUGAAAUGGAAUCGUCGUUUCCGAGGUUUAACUAUGUUUGUUUAUAGUUUCGGCGUAGAACCGCUCGAGUUAAGCGUUAAACUGGGUCGGCUCGUAAUAUUCGAUUUCCCUGGCAGCUCCCUUCUCUGAUCACUACUUUUUCCAAACUGACAACCAAAGAGCAAUGCUUUUUACAGUGUUUUCGUUGUUGGAGCUGUUUUUCAGCUGCUGCAAGAUGCCGGACAUUGUUUUGAUCGCAGAUUUUCAGCGUAUCCAAAUGUUGCGAUAUCAAAGGCUCGCAUUUGAUAGGCUAUCUGUGAGCUUCUUUGUUUAAUGACCAAUCAGAAUGUCUGGUUUGUUAUACUUCUUUGCACUGAAUUAACCCUCUUCUGCACUGAAUUACCUGAAAACUGCAUUUAUCUUAACCAAUCAGAACUGAGUAUUUUUUAAAUUUAUAUUAUUAGUUUUAAAACAAUCUAGUUAUGCAAUGCAUCGUUUCAUGUGCUAGAAAAUAUUUCAUGGAAACUCGACUAUCCUCCCUAAACUGAUUCUUUUAUUUUUCAGCCAAGGCAGUGAGCAUUGGAAUCCCAGAGUGUUUUUGGAUACCUACAAACGCUAAUAUUUGGACCAGAAACCAGUAAGCUACCGAUGAAAUCUUUGUAAAGAGUCUUCUUUUCAGAUUCAAAAGUUGACUUUUUGCUUGUCUGAAUUGCUCUUACGAGCUUGAUCUAUGGUAUCCUGCUGAAACUACUGUGUUUUUUUCAUAUGAUGUCUUGAAAUUAUCAUGAGUAGCUACGUAAAAAGUUAUUUUUUUACUCUGAGUAUUACCUAAGAGGAUUAAGGCGUUACGUCUACGUCGAAGUUGAAACGUCUCGAAAUCGUUUCCACAGUUUUUUUUAAAAAGAUUUUUCUCAAUCGGUUUUUGUCUCAUGAAUGAUGUAAAGCUGUAACAGCCCUGUGCGUGUGUGGAGAAUUUCCAUGGAAAUUGGAGAAUAAUCAGUUGUCUGAUUGCUCGAUUAUCUUAGUUUAUGUCAGAUGGAAAUUGUAAUUAAGUUUUAGAGGAUUUGUACCCAGUCACACAUUACGUGCGUGUGUUACAACCUGGAAUAACUCACGAUUUUGAAACCGUCCGUUACAUAUUCAUCUCUUUCUUCAUCUUACUCAAUAAGCACGUGAGUUCUGUCAUUACCCGUUUAGGAUUUGAUUUGCAUUGGAAAAAUCAACCUGCACAAUUUUUCUACAAUAGAAAGGACGUUAUGAAGUCGGUAAGUUAUUCUGACACUUGUGUCUUCGAAACGAAAUAAAAGUCACACAUGAGGCAGCCAGUAAAAGAGAAAAAACUCGCGUGCCCUCAGUCUACUCGUCGCGUUUAAGCAAAACAGCUGCACGCUGGUCGGUUACCGUGCGGAUUCUCUUUGUCUGCGUCUCACAAGCUUUUCAGUUCGCCUUUUUCCUCAGUUGGGGAGAAAACGACUGCUACACAGGGUAGCAAAAAAAUAUUGUCUUGCGCAAGACAUUACCUACUUCUGUUCACGGGCUUUAUAUGCCUUUGUAUUCUUUUUCCUUUACUAGAGAAAGAUAAAGUUUUCUUUGUUUGCUCACGGGGAAGGCCUUAAGGCCUCCCUAUAAUGUCGCAGGAUGC
Molecule: messenger RNA, 4470 nt
Organism: Pocillopora meandrina
Lineage: Eukaryota; Metazoa; Cnidaria; Anthozoa; Scleractinia; Pocilloporidae
Source: the annotation of a GenBank genome assembly